Messenger RNA from Drosophila willistoni, 3949 nucleotides. RefSeq names its product PAN2-PAN3 deadenylation complex catalytic subunit PAN2 (gene PAN2). Gene Ontology annotation, molecular function: poly(A)-specific ribonuclease activity; protein binding; nucleic acid binding. The record is from RefSeq and is a predicted model, not a curated record. Gene Ontology annotation, biological process: nuclear-transcribed mRNA poly(A) tail shortening; mRNA processing. Gene Ontology annotation, cellular component: PAN complex; P-body. NCBI's taxonomy places the organism in Eukaryota, Metazoa, Arthropoda, Insecta, Diptera, Drosophilidae. The coding region runs from base 74 to 3790 and encodes 1238 amino acids. The transcript is spliced from 14 exons.
ACAUCUCUAGAAUUCACAAAAUAAAACAAAAAUAAUUGUUUAACACAAAACUAAAACACCGUGGAGCAAAUAAAUGGACUAUAUGUAUUGCGGCACCGAUCGCGCCCCUGAAAAUAUUUUAAGUGUCUACGAUGCUACGGGGCCAGCCCGCGGAUCGUCUGGUCACUUCUCACCAAGCUUUAAUGGCUUCAACAUUGGGACAACUGACCCGGAUUAUGUGGAGCUAGUACCCGUAUUGGCCGAUGGCGGAGAGCAUUAUGGAGUCUCGAGCGUGGCGUUUGAUGACUAUGAAGAGCUCCUCUGGAUGGGAAAUCAGGGUGGACACGUUACCUCGUACUAUACCAGUUCCAUGCAAAAGUACACCUCAUUUCAAGUGCAUACAAGCGAUAUCGUACGUCAAAUCGCUACUUUGGAUUCGGGUGUGCUAGCCUUGACACAGACCUCGCUGCGUCAUCAAAUAAGACGAGGUCUACCCAAGUUUACCCACAAAUCCAAUAAUAUGGUGGAAAUGGUGUGCAUGUUGCAGCUAUCUCCUCAUCGCUUGGUCAUGGCUGGUUUGCAGGAGGACCUCAUCGAUUUCGAUUUGCGUACACUUAAAGAGACACGACUGGAGCAUGUUGGUGCCGCUGGUUGCACGGUAUUACGCAAGAAUUCUCGUUUCCUAUUUGCCGGCGAUCAGUUUGGAACGGUGACAUUGCGGGAUUUGAAUAGCCUCAGUGUCCAGCAUACUAUUAAAACCCAUACAAAUGUUCUGUCGGAUUUUAGUGUACAGGGAAACUUGCUAAUUUCGUGCGGCUACAGUGGCAGGCAAAAUAAUCUGGCCAUAGAUCGUUUCCUAAUGGUCUAUGAUUUGCGAAUGCUCCGUCUCAUAUCCCCCAUACCGGUACUUAUUGAUCCGCAAAUGCUUAAAUUCCUGCCAUCACUUACGUCCCGGCUGGCCGUCGUAUCCAGCUAUGGCCAAAUACAAUUGGUCGACACAGUAGAGUUAAGCGAGCCCCGUGUGUCCAUGUAUCAAAUCAACACGAAUGGUAGUCAAUGUCUAAGCUUUGACAUUAGCUCCUCAUCCCAGGCAAUGGCCUUUGGCGACCAAUCGGGUCACAUUAAUAUAAUUGCUUCCAUACAGACGCCACAGCCACAGUUUAAUGCGUUCUCCCGGAAUACUGAAUUCGCAGAUGUGGUGCCGUCAUUGCCCAUGGUGUCCAUAACAGAUGCAAAUUUUCCUCUAUCAUCGGUUAUGUUGCCUCAUCUAACGACAGGCACAAGCUGGUUCUCCGACUGGCCGGAGGAGCUGCUGCAUUAUAGCUAUCGUAGGCCGAAGACGAUUGAUCCCGAGGUUCUCAAUAAUAUGAAAAUGCAAGGACCCAUUGGCUAUUCGCCGAAUCCACGUACAGCGCGACGAAACCAAAUACCCUAUGUGAUGGAACAAGUUGGUACUGGCAUGGGUGCAAUUCCUAAUGCAAAUGGUGUGGCGCCGACCACAAAGACAGAAAACGGCGUCAAAAUCAUUCCAAGACGAUAUCGAAAAGUCGAGCUUAAAUACUCGAAAUUGGGCACCCAGGAUUUCGAUUUCGAGCAGCAUAAUCAGACAUGCUUUGCUGGCCUGGAGGCAACCUUACCAAACUCCUAUUGCAAUGCCAUGUUGCAGAUUCUCUAUUUUACGGAAUCGUUGCGCAUAAAGUUAAUUGAACAUUCCUGCUCUAAGGAGUUUUGUUUGUCUUGUGAAUUGGGUUUUUUGUUUGAAAUGUUGGACAAAAGCAAUGCCUCUACACCUUGCCAAGCCAGCAAUUUUCUUCGUUCUUUUCGCACUGUGCCGGAAGCUUCCGCCCUGGGUUUGAUUCUAACAGAUCGCUCGUCCAAUGUAAACCUCAUUAGUCUUAUACAGAACUGGAAUCGCUUUAUUUUGCAUCAAAUGCACUAUGAAAUUUUUGACUCCAGCAAGAAUUCUUCGGUCUUAAGCGGCAGUUUGCAUGCUGAAUAUCCAGGAACACCUGAAAAUAAUCAAUCGUCUGAUUUGUAUGAUUCCAUUUGUGAUGAUAGCGCCAAGGAUGAUGAACGAGAGCGCAGCAAAAUCAAUGCCGAAACAGAAAUUAGUAAAAUAUUUGGAACCAAACAGAUUUGUAUAAAUCGCUGCAUUAAAUGCCACGUAGAGAAAUCAAAAGAUAACAUCCUUUUGGCUUGCAAUAUGUCGUAUCCCACACAUAUAAAGGACACGGAGCAGUAUUUUAAUUUUGGCACCAUUCUUAAAAGGUCACUCAGUACAGAGAAGAAUAUUCAAGCGUUUUGCGAGAACUGUAAAAAAUUUUCACCUACCAAUCAGAGUGUUAAGGUCACCGCCUUGCCGCAAAUGUUGGCCAUCAAUUGCGGUUUGAAUAAUGACAAGGAUAUUAGCUUUUUGAAACGUCAACUUAAUCGAGUCAUUGAGAAACCCACAACUGAAUUGGUAACAUCGUUAAGCACAAGCAAACCAUGUCGUUAUGGCAUCAAUUGUUCUCGUAGUGAUUGCCACUUUAUGCAUCCAGAUCGAAAAUCCCCUUCCCAUACAAGUCAAACAAAUAAUGUGCAAAAUUCGCCAAGUGGAAGACAAAAGCCAUGGUUUCCAUUGGCCUUUAGCAUGGGCAUUACGGAUCAGGGUGAACUCCAAGUGCACUCGCAAUCAGAUUCGUGUAAAACUGAUCAAGAUAUCGAUGAACCCGAACCGGCUUCCAUGAGCGGUGAAAUCAAUCGCUCGUAUGCUCUGCAUGCCGUUGUCUGUCAAAUCGAUGAUGGCUCUCAAAAGAAUUUGGUCUCAUUGAUUAAUGUGCAGCGUUCGUAUCAUCUAACGAAAUCAGUGAAUAUGGAAUCGGCAGAGGAACUGCAAUCGCAAUGGUAUAUAUUUAACGAUUUUAGCAUAUCACCCGUAUCGCCGCAGGAAUCGGUUUGGUUCACACUGGAUUGGAAAGUGCCUUGUGUACUUUUCUAUGGCACCACCGAUGAUGAGACGGACUCGUGCAGUAGUUCAAGCUCAACAGUUACCCAGACAGAGGAACCAUUACUCGGCGCCGGGGAGGGCGUCAAUGAUUCUAUAAAUCCAUUUUUACAAGAUAUUCUAAAUCCUGUGUCUAGCAACUUGAGUUCGGAUGCAACAUUUAAGCCUUUAGACUCAUCUGAAAUGCCAAAGGCAGGAGAUUUGGUUGCUAUGGAUGCGGAGUUUGUUACUCUUAAUCCGGAAGAGAAUGAAAUUCGUCCGGAUGGCAAAACUGCGACCAUUAAACCAUGCCACAUGAGCGUCGCCCGUAUCUCAUGUAUUCGUGGACAAGGACCCAACGAGGAAGUUCCCUUUAUGGAUGAUUAUAUCUCGACGCAAGAAAAAGUUGUUGAUUAUCUAACACAAUACUCGGGAAUCAAACCAGGCGAUUUGGAUGCAAAUUUCAGUAAUAAACGAUUAACUGCCUUGAAGUACUCAUACCAGAAAUUAAAAUAUCUUGUCGAUGUAGGCGUCAUAUUUGUGGGACAUGGAUUAAAGAAUGAUUUUAGAGUUAUCAAUAUAUAUGUGCCGUCUGAGCAGAUUAUCGAUACGGUUCAUCUUUUCCAUUUGCCCCAUCAUCGUAUGGUCUCGCUGCGAUUCCUGGCGUGGCACUUUUUGGGAACGAAGAUUCAAUCCGAAACCCAUGAUUCCAUCGAGGAUGCCCGUACCACACUCCAGCUCUAUAAACACUAUUUGGAAUUACAGGCUGAUAAAAAGUUUACAACGGCAUUAAUUAAUCUUUAUGAACGUGGGAAACAGCUGCAAUGGAAGGUGCCUGAAGACUAAAUUUACAAUAAACGAAAAGAAAAAAAUGUAACACAUGAGAAAAAAUUGCGUGAAAUUCACAAUGAAAGUAAUCGUCAGUACAAAAACUAAAAUAUGAUACACCAGAUCCGUGGACAAAAUAUGCAGCCUUCAUUUUAUUUUAAAAUAAUAUUUAUAUUU